Papaver somniferum (opium poppy) is the source of this 3423-nucleotide messenger RNA. RefSeq lists its product as uncharacterized. NCBI's taxonomy places the organism in Eukaryota, Viridiplantae, Streptophyta, Magnoliopsida, Ranunculales, Papaveraceae. The coding region runs from base 297 to 2720 and encodes 807 amino acids. The transcript is spliced from 3 exons. The record is from RefSeq and is a predicted model, not a curated record.
UCCUCCUCCUCCUCCAGCUUCAAAAAGAUAAAAACAACUUAACCAUGGUUACCAUCCUCUUAAUUCCACCACCACCAUCUACCCAGAAAACAAAACAUAGAGAGACAGACAAACAACAACAAAGUAACAGUAAAGCAACACUGGAAAAGAAGACUGAGAAGAAUUCAAUACAGAAUCAGACACACAUCUCAGAUCUCUGUUUUUUCUUUCAUUUCUUCAAAUCAAAACCCUAAAAAACCAAAAUUAAUAAGAUCUGAAAUGGAAUUCAUCAUCAUCACACCUUAGUGAAAGAGGAUAUGGGGAUAAGAGAUGGAAUGAUGAGUGAAUUAACAUCAGAAGAUGCUAGUGUUGGUACAAUUGUAUGGGUAAGAAGAAGGAAUGGAUCAUGGUGGCCUGGUAAAAUUGUUGGUCCUCAGGAAUUAGCUUCUUCUCAUCUUAUGUCACCAAGAUCUGGUACUCCUGUUAAACUUCUAGGUCGUGAUGAUGCUUCUGUGGAUUGGUACAAUUUAGAGAAGUCCAGGCGUGUAAAGGCAUUUCGAUGUGGUGAGUUUGAUGAUUGCAUUGAAAAGGCUGCAAGCUUUCAGGGAAAAACCCCUGUAAAGAAAAGAGAGAAAUAUGCACGUCGGGAAGAUGCAAUUCGUCAUGCUCUUGAGCUUGAGAGGGAACAGUUGGAAAAGAAGCCGAACUUACGCAGUGGUGUUAAUAGUUUCAGAAAUAAAAAGUUGAAAAAUGGCUUAGGUACUCCAGAUAAUCUUGCAAAUGGUCAGUCCAAUCUCCAAUCACAGACAACUUCAAAGAAAUUAGAUUCAUCUGGUCAGGUAAAGAGCAUGGGGAAUUCUUUAUAUGCUCGGAAAUCUAAACAUGGGAAACAACCAACCUCUGAAGGUAAAACUCCCCCUCUUGCAAAUACUCAUGUCAAGCUGGAACCUACUACUGUUCAAAGUGUUGGAGUUGAAUGUCCUGCUAACAGGAGUGAAAAAUUGCUGGACAUGAAAAGGAAAAGGGCUGUGGUUCAACCAUCUGACUUCCCUGCUAAAAAACGUGGUAGACGUUGUUAUCUUGCUAAAAUAUUACAAAAUAGUGCAAAGGUUGAUGGUGAAAGCGUUUCUAUCUCUGCCCAAGGUGAAAAAGAGCAGGCAGGAGAUUUAUGCAGAAUGAACAGAAUACAGGGUGUUAAUUUUCCUGCUGAGUUGAAUAAUGGCUUGGAUCAUACAGAUAAUUCUGGAGACAAGAUGCUGAGUUUAAAGUCUCAGUUUAAAACAGAUUGCUGUCCUGUGGACCCAAGUUCUUCAACUGAAGAGGAUAGCUCAUCUGGAACAAUGGAAGACGAAUCAUCUGAUACAUCUGAUAGUGAAUAUGUUGAUCAGGAUAUGGAUGAAAAUAAAUCCAUGGUUCCAAAUGCUAUUGGGAAUGUAUAUUCUGGUACACACUUAACAGGUAGUAGUUAUAAUAAACUCCAGUCUGGUAGAAUGGGCGUGGAAGAACUGGAUGAGGCAGCAUAUCCUGCUUACAGAUCCCAGCAACAUACGUUUGACCAAAGUGCAAUGGAUUAUGCUGGUGUGAAGUCAUCGAUAUGGCAAUUAAAGGGGAGGCAGAACAUACGUAGUGAGACAAGAAGAUCCAUAGAUUCAAUGGAUCAAGAUAAUUCAAAUGGAAUCUUUCAGGGCACAUAUCUUGAUAGAAGACCGAAUCUAUACCACAAAAGUGAGGAGCUGGACAAUGGUUUUGAGGACGAGCUGAUUGAGAACUGGGGAUAUGGAAGAAAAAAGUACCAACCACAAUUUGAAGCUGCUCGAAAUGAUCGUGGCAGAAAGCGCCGUAACUUUUUCGAUUCUGAAGGAAAUUGGGAGGUUAAUGGGCUAUCUCAAGUGGCAUCAAGAAGAUACUGGGAUGGAUCUAGUGAGCGGUUUCACCCAGCUUAUGGCGGCCAUUAUCUCAAUGAUCGCUCGAAAUCCUUGCUGGUGGAUGUGGAUAUAAAGGUCCAAUCUGGUUACCAUGGGGAACAUGUUCCUUUGGUUUCUUUAAUGAGCAGAUUGAAUGGAAAAGCGAUAAUAGGGCACCCUAUUCGGAUUGAAGCGUUACAAGAUGAUUCAAUGGAUCCUAUUUUGGCAAGUCAAGAUUUGAGGGAGGCCACCAUCUAUGGCAAUGGUGGUAUGUCUCCAGUUCCGCCAGCUUGGAGAACUGCCAGAAGGACAGUUAUGCUUCGUGUCCGACGUCCUAAUCCUUCAUCAUCAGCCGCAUUGAAUGGGGGCCAGGCUGAGGCUUCCAAUCAGAGUCUUUAUCGACCCCCAGAUUUGGAGAGCAAGCUUUCACUGUACAGGAAAUCAUAUUCAAGUAGUCAGAAAACAAGUAAAGACAUCUCGGAAGUUCAUAGUUCGAGUAAGACACAAAGUGAAUCGUUGAAAAAAGUCACAUUGGCUAGCCAAAGAACAAGAAUGCUGUCAUCAUUUGCUGCUGAACGAAAACACAGUGGUGAAGCCAUGUCUGAUCAAAAGCUCCUGAGUAGAAGUGCUGUAGCUGGAUUGAACAAAUGGGACGAGGUUGGACCUACUGUAGUAACCUGCAUCCCUGUGAAACUUGUGUUUAGUAGGUUAAUGGAAACAGUUGGUAGGGCUCCCUCUUCCAGAACAGAGAGACGGAGCUAUAAAGUGGCGAUCAAUGGUGGUGAUAAUGGAAAAGAAGACACCAUAGGUACAGAGUUUACUGUGAAGGAAGUUUAGGUGUGUGGAAAUGCUGUAAUACAUGUUCAGUAUUACAGUCCGUGACUCUUUUUGUGACCGAAAAUAAAACAUCUGAAUACUAGAGAUUAUAGAGGCAGUUCUCCCUGAUACCCCUCAUUGAAGGAAUGUAAUCCAAAAUUUAUACGUAAAUUUUUGUAGUUUUAUAGGCUUAGGAUACUCAGUGUCUGCCUCGGGGGUGUUUCAAGUGGUUAUGAUGCGGCUCAGGUCAAAUCAGAUGCUCUUCCUUCCUCUCCCUUUUGGAUUCAGAGUUCCAGCAGACAAUGGUACAUUUCCAGUGAUCAAGCUUUUCUUUUGGUGUUGAAGUCUUUGCUCUUACACUCUUGUAUAGUUUAUACUAAAACCUUGUCAGUAUCGGCUUCGGCCACUCAUAUAAUUUAGAAAUACGAAACAAGAUCAUCACAUUUCUACUCUGUUCGCCAUAUGGUUUGUUCACAUUAAGGGUUGUGUUUGGCUGUUGGAAAACUUAGCUCUACAACCAAGCACAAACCCAUUCUAGAAACUUGUACUGCAAUUUUAGCUGACUAUAAGAUCUACCAAUCAAAGAGUUUUGUGACAUCACAAUGUUUUUUUAUUGGUUCUUAUUCCCGUCAUAUGUAUGGUCAUUCUGAUGCUGUUUAAGAGUUGAAUUUGAUAACUUUUUUAGCUGUAACUUUGAUGCAGUCAUCUUGAGGUUGCAGGCAGU